Messenger RNA from Lates calcarifer (barramundi perch), 547 nucleotides. It is a transcript of the gene cox7a1, whose product is annotated as cytochrome c oxidase subunit 7A1, mitochondrial. NCBI's taxonomy places the organism in Eukaryota, Metazoa, Chordata, Actinopteri, Centropomidae. Gene Ontology annotation, biological process: mitochondrial respirasome assembly; mitochondrial electron transport, cytochrome c to oxygen; regulation of oxidative phosphorylation. The record is from RefSeq and is a predicted model, not a curated record. Bases 140 to 385 code for a protein of 81 amino acids. The transcript is spliced from 4 exons.
UUGGCACUGAUUCAGAAACACUGAUACUGUAAUAUGUGUGUGUGUUUAUGAGAGUGUGUGCGCAUGUCCUUGUGAGGGUGAAGCGAGGCAGCGCAGCUUGACACACACACACACACACACACACACACCGCCAACAGACAUGAAUCACCUACUGAAAGUUCCAGUUCUGGCCAGCCGGGCCUUCAGCAGCUCCGCCAGAAAGCUGAAGAACAGAGUCCCUGAAGCUCAGAAACUCUUCCAGGAGGACAAUGGCUUGCCCGUCCACCUCAAGGGAGGAACCCAAGACGUCCUGCUCUACCGGAUAACCAUGACUCUGACUAUGGCAGGAACCUGCUACUCUCUGUGGUGGCUUUUCACCGCCUCCAUGCCUCAGAAGAAAGCAUAGAGACACAUAACGACUCCCGGGCUUGGUCUAUCACGUAGAGAAUGACUCUGAACCCGGCUCUGUCUAACACUAAUGUUUGUUGUGUACAAUUCUGUUUGAUUUUUCUCUCAAUACGUCCUCGUUUCAUCAUGAAAACGAUGAAUUAAAAUCAGCUUCUGCUGA